CAUAGAAAUUGGUUUCUUUUUUUAACAAAUGGACUAUUGAAAUACUAGUACUAAUACACUCAACCAAUGAUUAAUUUCUCGUGUGAAAUUGAAUAAUUACUUAACAAUGAUUAUUUUAAUGAAUUAUUGGAUCGGUUAGUUUAUAUAAGAAAUUCAGUUGAAUCAUUCAUCACAGAAAAUCAUUCCUACAAUUUAUUUCUUCAUUUUGAUCAAUUAUCCCUAUUACAACGGUAUAGAAGUUUAAUUUAAAUACUAAUGAAUUUGUAUAAAUUUUCAAUUUAUUCAUUAUUGACAAAUUUGCAUUCAAUCACUUUAAUUGUCAUAUUUUGUACAUUUUUACUACCAACUAAUGAGAUUGGUUUUCGUGGUCCAGUUGAUAGCAAUAUAUUUGCUGAAAUUGAAGGUGAUGCACCAAAUUCAUCAAUAUGUCGACGUAUGUUUAGUAAUUUUACAGAACCAGAAAUUCGUUGUUUAAUUGCUAAACAUUUUCCUGGAUGUCAAUUUGAUUCAGGAUUUUUUCAAUAUUUAGUAUUUCAAUAUUGUAAUUUUGAUGAACGUAUAGCUCCAACAGUAUUUAUGAUAUUUUGGCUUAUUUUAUUAUUGGGGGCAUUUGCAACAAUAUCUGACUCAUUCUUUAGUACCUCUCUUAUUGCUUUGGCUCGAAGUUUACGGAUGAGUCAAAAUUUAGCGGGAGUUACACUUUUAGCAUUUGGCAACGGGGCUCCAGAUGUUUUUAGUGCAGUCACAGCCAUUACAACUGGAGAUCCUGACGCACCAGAUGAAGGACUUGGAUUAGGGUUUUUAUUAGGAUCUGGUCUUCUGGUAAAUACGGUUACAGCUGGAUUGGUUAUCUUUUUAAAGCCAUUUAAACUCAGUCGUAGACCAUUUUUAAAAGAUACCAUAUUUUAUAUGAUUGCUGUCAGUUGGGCUGCAUCAAUUUUGAUCCGUCGGAAAAUUUAUUUCGCAGAUGCUAUUGGAUUUUUAGUAUUCUACUUAAUCUAUGUAUUAACUACAUGGGUUAGUAGUACUUAUAUGCAUCGUCAAAGAAAAAAUGGAACACAUAGUAUCAUUCCAUUGUUUUUACAAAAUAUUCUUUCAAAACCGUUAAACAUGUUAAGUCGUAAACGACAAAAUUUAUUACAAACAUGUCAACGCAUUUGUCCUCAAUUUAUGUUUUUGAAAAGAAUUCGAAAGAAAAUCAAUUUUUAUCAGUUUAAGAAAUCUAAAUCAUUGCAAAAUCAUGUAAUUAUUGAAGAUGGAAUGAAAAAUCUGUAUUCAAAUGUUGUUUCCGAGAAAGUUUUACCUGAAAAAACAGUUUUGUCAGCAAAUGCUAAAUUAAAUGGGAAUGUUGAAUUGAGAGAUCGAGAAAAAGUUACAAUUCCUAAUAUUCACGUCAGUGAUAAACGAAUAAAUUGUCGACAAAUAAAUGCACCGAAAAUUGAAAUCACUUCACCACAAGAUAUCGACGAUCUCAAUUCACAUUUGGAUCAUUCAUCAUAUCUACAUGGAGAUGAAAGUCCACGUUUGUCAUCUGAUUCACACGAUUUUAAAAAUUAUUUAAAUCCACCUGAUGGUGCUAAAAAACGAGCAUCUUCAUUAAUUUCAACUGAACCAAUGUCAAGCGAUAGACGUUUAUCAACUGAAAAUUCUGGUUUAAGUCGUGGACGCUGUCGUAGAGCACAAUCAGUAUUUAGACGAAGACCUAGUUCUAGAAUGAGUACAACAGGGUAUGAGUUAUCUUAUAUGGUGCGAUGGAUUAUAGCAAAUCGGGAAUUGAAGGAGAAAUCUAUGGGUUCACGAGAUGGAGAAACACGGAGAUCACAGAAAUCUUCACAAUAUGAUCCUGAAGAACAAACUAAUGAGAAUGUAACUUCUGGGAAUAAUUUAUUUGGCCGGAAAGGAUCACACCACACACUGAAUCUAACAAAUACACCAAAUUAUAUGCAAUCACCGACAUUAUCUGCCUAUUCACUUGAAGAGGAUACACCGCCUAAAUCAUCUCUUUCACUAAGAAAGAUAAAAUUAAAUGUUCUACCAUCUGACUUGGAAACAGGUAAACAACAAAUGACAGGUGUUGGUGAAAAUGACAUCAAAUUUUCGAGUACCCUACCAAAGUUCAAUCAUCAAGAAGGAAGUCUCAAAGAACAUGAUGAUGAAAAAGAGACGACAGUCAGAAGAGAAGGAGUAGGAGAGAACGAUGAAGAAGAUGAAGAGAUAGAGGAAGAGGAAAUAUCUUGGUUAGAAAAAUGGGCUAUGAAAGGCGUAUGGCAUCAUUUUGCUUAUUAUAUGAUACCAAUUGAUGUAGAAUCAUGGCCUCAACAAUCAGUAUUUAGUCGAUUUUUACAGAUUUUACAAACACCAAUUUUUCUAGUCUUUCGAUUAACAAUACCAACUGUAAUAGAAGAACUGGCGGACGAUACAGAAACAAAGGGUUCUGCUCAACAAUCAAAUAUUGAACAGAAAAUUAAUGAACCAUCUCGAGAAAUAAGUACCAUUCCGGAAGAGAAUAAAUUUACUUUGAAUUCCAGCCAACCUGAAUUGAAUCAUAGUAAUGACUUUGUUCCAGAGAAUACUGAUCAUGAACCUGUUGCAGUGAAUUUAGAGUUAAUGCAUGGAUGGUGUAAACCAUUAAAUGUUUUUCAAUGUCUAUUGGUACCAGCUUUAUGGCCUAUGCUAUUGACAGCUAAUGGCAAAUGCAUUGGAUUAUCACCUAUUGGAAAAACUCCAAUACCAAUAUUUUGUCCAUUUCUAGCUAGUGGAUUCAUUAUUGCACUGACGGUGUUUUUCACCUCAAAAUGGAAUCAACCACCUCGGCAUUAUCAUAGACCAUUUUUUGCUACACUUGGCUUUAUUACAUCAAUUAUAUGGAUAUAUGCAUUAGCUCAUGAAUUAGUGAAUUCAUUAGAAACUUUAGGUAUAGUAUGGGAAAUCAGUGAAGCUAUUCUGGGACUUAGUGUUAUGGCACUGGCUAGUUCAAUUGGAGGUCAGUUGUAUAAUUUCAUUUUAAGUUGAUGGAUAUAAUGAGAAAAGUAGUUUUUUUCUUGUAUGAGAUUAAAUGAUACCUUCCGGUGAUGUUGGUGUGUUUAAUGAUUUUGAAUGUCCAUAAAAUCCUGAUGGGUCAUUUUGAUUGAUAAAUUCGAGAAAAUUUAUCACAGAUAAUCACCUUUUACAAAUGAUAGGCUUUCAGCCGAUUUGAUAUGAAGCUCAUCAAAGUUGUAUUUAAGAAUGAUUUAAAUCAGGUAUGUUAAGCAUUCAAACCACUUAAUUGUGAUUAGUACUUUUGAAGGUCUGAAAGUGUUUAUAAUCAGCUUUAGGAUGUACAAGUCGAAGCUCUGGAUUUUAAAAACAGAUAUUUCUCUUUUGUUAGUGAAUGCUAUCAAUUAUUUAGAAUUUUCUUUAACUAUAAGAUUAUGUUAGCGUCCUUGACAUAUUGUUGUCUAAACUUUUGAUAAGGUAACAUAAACAGCAUAGAAUUUUUCAUUCAUCCUCGAAUUACUUAUUAGAUUCGUAUCUUGAACAGGAAUCUUGAAAACAGUAUGAUUUACUCAAUUCAAAUCGUUCUGUUAAUAAUAGUUUUUAGUUUAUAGUUGUCAUGUAGCCAUAUUUGAGGUUUCUAUUGUCACCAGUCUCUUGUUACAAGAAAACUACGUAUGCUCGCCGUAAGCAUGAAAAUCUCUGAAAGACAUUCUUCGCAAUAAAGAACUUUUGUGUACAGAUUAAUCUAUGUCAAAAGAAAAUAUACAUGGAAGAAUGUUUGUUUUCAAAAAUAAACGUGAAAUAGAUAUAGAAGUAUUUCCUAAACGAUUAAAAAUGUCUUGAGGAGUUCCAAGAGUAAAGCUAAAUCUUUUGCAGUUGUAUGAUAUUAGCAGUGCUCCAUAUUAAACAGAUUCAGACCAGGAAUUAAUGUUUGUUCAUAACUACUCCCUGGUUUACCACUGCUUUUCAAUUAAUGGGGGUUUCUCUUGAAAAGUGAUAAAUAAGCUUUCAAAGUCCUAAUAAUGUUAUUAUGAAUAAACUAUAUGAAAGUUGUUAUGAGCUGAAACUGAUAACUGAAAAUGUGUAGUCGUUAUAUCCAACGAAUACGAAAAGAAUGGUAACUGCCAGGAUUCGUUUAUGGACUAUUAUUGUACAUAUUCCUAUUGUGUAAUCACUAAGUAACUAGAUUAUAUAUAUUAACCAUGCGCUUCCAUUUGAUUCACUAACUGUUAUAUGAUUUACCACUCUUAAUCUGUUGUCAGUCUAUCAUUACUCACAGCCACUUUUUGGCUUGGUGAUGUAUAAUUGAUAUUUUUCAUUUUAUGGAGUAAUGUGGUUUGGUGUAUCUGGAUGUAAACUACCAAUGUCUAGAAUAUAAUAUUCGUAUAUUGGAUGCUAAUUAUUAUGUUCUGAACUCGAUAGGCGGGGUGAGAAGCUACUGUAUCGAAGAUCAAUAAGGGCUUAGCAGUGAAUCAAGACUACUAGUGCUGGCAGGCAUGUUACUGGUUGGCUCAGAGACUAAGUCACAGAAAUCGAUAUUCCGAGUAAUAGUUUUGUCGUGUGCUAUUAGUCAGCGGUCAUAAUUCAUAACGGUAGUGAAAACUCUUGUUAACUCGACUGUCAUGAGAUAGAUGAGCUAUAUUAUGUUGUAGUUUGGUAAUACUAAAUUUUGUGCUUAUUUACACGUUACUCAAGAUUUUUAAACUAUUAUUUUAUUUUUAUUAUUGGAAUAAUGACAAAUUAGACAUAAUGUCGAAUUGUUUGUUGGCUCGAAAUGGCUACCCUAGAAUCGCAUAUGCAGCUUGUCUAGGUUCACCAUUGUUUAAUUUGCUACUUGGUGCUGGUCUUUCAUAUACUGUCAAAAUUAGUAGAGCAGAAGUUGGAUAUGCAUAUUUGUCAUUUACACUUACUCAAGCUUUACUAUUCUCCUCUCUGCUAGCGGUACUCACAUUAAAUAUAUUAACAGCUUUAAUAGGAAGAUUUCAAUUUUAUCGUUAUUAUGGUAUUGUUUUAAUAAUUAUCUAUUUAGUAUUUGUAACAAUCGCAAUUCUCAUUGAAGUUGAUGUAAUUGUCUCACCAGUUAAUUGGAAUUUGGCUACUGGAACAGAAUAAAUAUUAUUAUUAUUAUUCCUAUUAUUAAUACUAACAAUAAAAUAAUUCUAAUAAGUAUCACUGUUAAAGAUACAAAAAUCACGAUAUAUAUAUAAGUCAAUGUUGAUUUACUUAUACUGAAAUUUAAUGACCAUUACAAUGAAUUAAUUAAUGUAUUAGCUAACUAUAAAUACGGUUUAUUUUUCUUCUAUAUUACUAUCUUUCCAUUUCUUUUCUACUCUAUGUUUUGUGAUAUUUUGUAAUGUUUAAGAUCUUUUCACUUAUUUCAUAAUCGUUUCUAAAUUAGCCAAAAUAUAAAAAAAUUAUGAAAGAUUAGAGAAAAAUAAUUGAAGAGAGUAGAAAGAUAGUGUGAAACAAGUGAAGAGUUUACUGUUAAUUUGUUUAUUCGCAUCUUCUUCAUUGUGGAUAUUUUCAAUAGAAAUUUAAAAGAGAUGUUAUUUUAAAUGCUUCAGGAUAUUUAUUGAUUAUUGAUUUUUGCUGGGACUCGAGAGAAUUUAUAAGAGAUCUAGGAAACGAACAACUACAGUUGCAUUAUAGUCUACCAGUCACUUCUUCAAACACUUAAAUACAAAUAGCUAUUUUGUAUACAUAAUAAAUUAAUCAGUUUUUGAAUAGAAAAGAAGAAAAUUUUAUAGCAAAUUCAAAAUGAAUAAUGUACAAUGUUUUUCUUGUUUUCUUUGUAUUCAUUAUUAUUAUUAUUAAUGGAAUGUACAAAACAUUUGAAAAAUGUAUUUUUACGAUGUUAUUUCGGUGUUUGGUCUUUAUAUGAAAUUCUAAAACCGGA
Molecule: messenger RNA, 5872 nt
Organism: Schistosoma bovis
Lineage: Eukaryota; Metazoa; Platyhelminthes; Trematoda; Strigeidida; Schistosomatidae
Source: the annotation of a GenBank genome assembly